ACCUCGACCCCGCCCCUCCACGCACGUUCUCUCCGAACCCUAUUGGGCGAUGUCUGUAACUGCAACCCGGAAGUGGGGCGGGGCGGUCACUGUGCUACCCGCACGCACGUGGGUGAGGUGCCGGUGCGUGGCGCAUUCCGUGGUGUCUGUAUGUGUUCCAGGGCAGCCCCCGCAGCUUCGGGGCCCGGCCAGGCAGCGGCGGCGGAGGAGGCGGAGAUGCCGGAGCUGUCUGACAGCAGCGGCGAGGAGGCCUGGGAGGACGAGGAGGACAUCGCGGAGCUGCAGACCCCCUGCCUCUUUUGUGACCGGCUGUUCAGUUCUGCUGAAGAUACAUUUUCCCACUGUAAAUCGGUGCAUCAGUUUAAUAUUAGUAACAUGAUCCAUAAGCAUGCACUUGAGUUUUAUGGAUACAUUAAACUAAUAAACUUUGUUAGAAUGAAGAAACCAACUGCAGAGUACUUGAAUUCUCUCAGCAGCCCGCUGCCUUGGGAGGAAGAGGAGUACUUGAAACCAGAGCUAGAAGAUGAUUUAUUACUUCAGUUUGACAUAGAGGAUCUUUAUGCUUCUACAAACAUCUUGGACCCUAGUGGAUUAAGUGAUAACACAGCAGUCCUUGAACAGUUGAAAUGUAUGGAACACAGAGCAAAGCUUGCAGAAACAGCAUUAGCCAGAGCACAAGAAGAUCUUCAGAAAAUGAGACAAUUUGCCCAGGAUUUUGUGAUGAAUGCAGAUGUCAGAAGCAACUCAUCGUCGUCUAGCGCCAUUGCGGAACUCCGGGACGAUGAGGAUGACAUUUACUUCAGUUCAUAUGGGCAUUAUGGGAUACACGAAGAGAUGCUAAAGGAUAAAGUGCGUACUGAAAGCUAUCGUGACUUCAUAUACAAAAACCCACACAUCUUCAAGGGCAAGGUAGUUUUGGAUGUUGGCUGUGGGACUGGAAUACUCUCUAUGUUUGCUGCCAAAGCAGGUGCGAAGAAGGUGAUUGGAGUUGACCAGUCUGAAAUUGUUUAUCAGGCAAUGGACAUCAUUAGGCUGAAUAAUCUUGAAGAUACGAUUACCCUAGUCAAAGGAAGAAUUGAAGAAGUUGAUUUGCCUGUUGAGAAAGUGGACAUUAUUAUAUCUGAGUGGAUGGGCUAUUUCCUUCUCUUUGAGUCUAUGCUGGAUUCUGUCAUUUACGCGAAAGACAAGUACCUGGCAGAGGGAGGCUCAGUCUAUCCAGACAUCUGCACCAUUAGCCUGGUGGCUAUAGGUGAUAAGAAUAGACAAGCAGAUAGACUAGCUUUCUGGGAUGAUGUGUAUGGCUUCAACAUGUCCUGCAUGAAGAAGGCUGUAAUUCCAGAAGUUGUUGUGGAGGUAGUGGAUCCAAGCACACUUAUAUCUGAAGCCAGUGUCGUUAAGCGUAUAGACUGUCACACAACAUCCAUUCCGGAUCUUGAGUUUUCAUCGGAUUUCACCCUAAUUAUUACUGAGAAUACCAUGUGUACGAUAUCUGGCACAUAAGGUUAAAUAACAUUGCUGCUGUGGGUUACAGAAUCUGUCAACUCCUUCUAGUGACUGAUAACUUCUAGAUGAAAAUUAUAUACAUAAAAUUAGGAUAAUGUUGGUUUGUUUCUCAUAGCUGUUUUGGGGACAAUGCCUAAUUCUGAUUUGGUGUAUGUUGAAUGAAGUCAUUCUUUUACCUGCUAAUAAGAUGGGGAAAUGCUUUGGGAAACUUAGAUAAUUACACUGAUUUAUUUGUGACGGUAAUUCUCAGCAAAACACAACAGGCCUUCAGUAUUUGUUACAGCACAGAAAGUUGUAUGUUUUGAGGGAGAGAGGUCUUUUUCAAAAUCUCAACCUUCCCUGUACCUCUUAAAAAGCUGUAUGUGGGGAAAUCUGAGGAAAACGUGUGGACACACACUUUUUUUUUUUAAAGUUCUUAGAAAUUUAUUGUGGGAGGGAAAAUCAUUCUGGAAAGAGCCUGAGAAAAUGAGUAUUAUGUUUUAUUUUUUAUAAACAAGAAAAUUUGGCAUAUAUGCUACUAAGGUUGGAACAAUGCUUUUUGGUUUUAAAACUUAAUUUUAAUUGUUCCAUCACCAUUCAUAAGGAGGAUUUUGAUCUUUGCAAGUUUGUACUUAAUUGUUUUGAAGGGUUGCCUAAAAUAUUUAAACAUUUAGCAACGAAUAUUCUAUCAAGUAAAUAGAUUUUAAAGAGUAGGCUUUGUGUUCUGAGCCUUUAAUGAAUAUCUUAGUAAAUACCUUUUGUUUUAUGGCCUGUAGAGAAAAGGUUAAAUAUCAAUCUGAGAACAUGUUAUAAGUACAGGGAGUCUUGUUCAGUGUUCAUUUAGAUCAGUGUUAAAAUGUUAAAUAGUGUUUUCAGUAACUAAGACUUACAUUCUAGUUGGGAGUCUACUCCAUUGAAUGAUUUUGUAGUCUUGGCAUGAUUUCAGUAAUGUAGCUUUCAGAAUUAAAAGGAAUUAGUUAUAUUAACUGAGUUUAGUGAGUCAGUGAUUUUAUUGCAUAAGUAUUAAAAAGAGGCAAACAUAGUUCUGAAUGUUACUGUGUAUAUGGCUCACUGGUGAAGGAAAGCAUGAAAACAGGAGAUCAACAGUGGGAAGACAUAGCUAAGUGUUGGAGUGUAAAGACUAUCUAACCACUGUGUUAUUGAUCUUCAUUUAUGGACUCAACUAAGCAACUGUAGUCUCUCCCCAAUCCUACCUGGGUGACUUCUGUUUGAGUGUCAAAAAUCAAUUAUACUGCCAGUCAUGUUGAGUCUUGCUUCAUGACAGUCAAC
Messenger RNA from Chelonoidis abingdonii (Abingdon island giant tortoise), 2772 nucleotides. The record is from RefSeq and is a predicted model, not a curated record. Lineage: Eukaryota; Metazoa; Chordata; Testudines; Testudinidae.